This is a messenger RNA of Cydia pomonella (codling moth), 2502 nucleotides long. RefSeq lists its product as uncharacterized. Bases 855 to 1766 code for a protein of 303 amino acids. Lineage: Eukaryota; Metazoa; Arthropoda; Insecta; Lepidoptera; Tortricidae. The transcript is spliced from 2 exons. The record is from RefSeq and is a predicted model, not a curated record.
AAUGUUAGUUAUUGUUUUUCGCGGUAGUGCCUUAGUACGGUAGUGGCUUAGUAGCGUUGCAGAGCGUCAGUGCGUAGAACUCGCUUCUCUAGUGUUAAGGGAUCGAGCAUGUUAUCCGACGGAUCUCUAAGAAAAAGCUUAUUAAAUUAGCUCCGGCUCGCGGCUUCCCCAAUGGUUAUGUUUGACGCGCCAACAUUGACUGGUACAAACAUAGUACAGUCGGCAAUACUAUUCGCUUAGCACUUUUGCAUAAAAACUUCUAAGCAAGGGGGGUCCACUUUUCUCUGCAGUUGACUGUGCAAGAUACGAUGACGGAUUUACAAUAAAUAAAUAAAUAUAUUUGGGGACAAUGGACGGUGGUGGCCUCCCAACACAGGCAUUUAUUUGCUCUCCGAGUGGCUCCAUCCCCUGCAUCAUUAACAUGUAUGUUUUCAUGAAAUAAAUAAUUUUGAGUUAAAUAUAAAUUUGUUGUUGUUGUUGUUAAGUUAAAUUAGUAAAUUGUGCAACGAGGGGGGUAAGUGAAAUUUUGUGAACGAGGUCUUUAGGAUGGAUGUAUUUGACUAACCGAACGUUAUAUCAAAACCUCAUUUAAGUGUAAUAAAUGUAACAUGAUAGAAUUGAUGAUCUACUUUAAAUUUGCAUAUAUAUCAACAAACCUAAUAAAAUAGUAUAAUAAUUUAUAAAACCGACAGUGUCAAGUUAAAACCUUUAAGCAUAUCUGCGAAAGUCUUUCUUAACAGGUGCAUACUGCUCGAUACAUAACAGAAUGUCAGUGGCCCGACCGGCAAAAAGUCCCUUCCAAGUGGUGUGAGUAGUACGAGCGACCGAGUUAUCUUGCGGUUCAGUCCACGGCGAUGCGCGCUUUCGUUGCCAUUCUCACACUCGCCUUGUGGCCGGUGUGCGCUCACGCGCUCGACGUGCCGCCCGGGGUACUCGCCGCGCUGCGUAUCGAAGGCACGCCGGUCGGGAAACUCGUCACAUGCGGCCAAGCACUCGGUCCCGCGAAAUGCCUGAGCGCACUGAGCGCCUGGCGCGCUUCAAACGCCGCCGACCAUCUACUCAACAACAAGGAACAAACAUUCAACCUAACAGAGGACGUCGAGAGAUUUCCAUGGCAGAAAUACGCUAAUGCCUCUGACGACCAGAUUUAUUCGGAACUGUGUGAUGGCGCGGAAAAGUUGCUUCAGUUUAGAUCGCUGAAGUUAAAUGUAGGAUCCGGGUACUCGUUACAGCUGAACUCUCGGGAAAACGGAGCUCUCAAUGUGGAUGUAUAUUCAGUUUCAGACAAUGAGGUAGAGUCUGCGCGCAGCUCGAUGAAGAAAUUGAGAAAUCGAUUCUACUCGAUAGUUCCGCUGCUUCUCAUACCGGGUCUCAUCAUGUCGGCCAUCCUGCCUUUCGUGCUGCCUGCGCUCAAGAUGAUGGUCAUGGGCACGGUCAUGCUCAACAAUAUGGCGCUCUCCAGCGCCGUCUUCACGCUCCUCCGGAACAACGCUUUCAACGACAACUACCACCAUAAGAAAAUCAUCUACACCAACGACGGCUACAAGGACAAACAUUAUGAACACGAAGAAACGCAAAACUAUGAGGCCGCCAACAACUAUGAAGAAAUAAACAACGGAGAAGAAUAUAAUAUUGUCGAAGAACCGAACCACAAGUGGAUGGAUGAAUUUUUAGGUAAUGAAAAUAAAUUCGUUAACAUUCACGGAUAUAGGAAUAGGAGGAUUGGCAAUAAAAAACGGAAGAGGAAUCGUCGUCAUAGAAACUAGAUAUUUAUUUUUAUCAUAGUACUCAGUGCUUUAAUUUAAAUAAUUUUGCAAGAAUAUUACAGUCUUAUCUUAAAGUGUUAAAAAAGUAGCUGAUAUAUUUUUUUUACGUAGGUAAAACUUGAAAUAAGUACCUGAUUAGUGUAUAUAUAUUACACUGUAUUCGUGUCAUCCAAGAUGACGCGCAGAUUUGUCAAAUUUAAUAACGAACAUUAAGAAUCAAGGCACGCGUCUUCGUGAAUGACACGAUCUAUAAAUAGGUACUAUUAUUUAUUCAAAUAGGCUUAGCAACUUUUUAUUAAUAGUCAUGUAAGAGAAAGUAUGUCCCGGUUAAAUGGUAUCUGAGAAAUAACCCGGUGAUAUUAACUCUACAAUGAAAACUGAAAAAGAUAGUAACGAAGGCAUGUAAGCAUAGACUAACAAACAUUUUAUUUAAAAAGUGUCUGUUGUGCCUAUUUACCUACUUGUAUUCGUUCAAAAUUCAACACAGCACGGUGACCAGAAAGCUACUUUUUCUCUUGUAAUCUCAAGUCCAGUCGAGGUGAACACCGCCAUGGAAGGCAUUUGAAAGGUAUCUAGAACAGUCGGUACUUAUAGUUGAGCUUAGCUUUGUAUACUUUUGUGUGAUACAUAUACUUGCCUUCAUACUUAAUGAUAAUUAUAAUGUUUGAUUAUACUUACAAUCUUAAGAAUUGCCAUUUACCUACUCACAAAAAAGAAAAUAAAGUCUUCAAAAAUG